Molecule: messenger RNA, 3425 nt
Organism: Ipomoea triloba (trilobed morning glory)
Lineage: Eukaryota; Viridiplantae; Streptophyta; Magnoliopsida; Solanales; Convolvulaceae
Product: ethylene receptor 2-like
Exons: 3
Coding region: 845-3124 (759 amino acids)
Biological process (GO): response to ethylene; phosphorelay signal transduction system
Cellular component (GO): endoplasmic reticulum; endoplasmic reticulum membrane
Molecular function (GO): ethylene receptor activity; ethylene binding; phosphorelay sensor kinase activity
Source: RefSeq, a predicted model, not a curated record
AAACCUCCCUUAGUCCCUCUCUCUCUCUCUCUCUUUCUCUCUCUCACUCUCUCUGUCUAUAUUCAUAUAUACAUACAUGUCUAUGUACUUUGUUUGGAAGGAUAAAAAGUCUUCAUAUUCAUCCCCUGCCCAAAAACCUUCUAUAAAAAUCUUGAAUCUCCAUGUUUCAUUAGCAAUUUCUUGAAUCUUUGUAUUUGGGUAUGCGGUUAUGAGUGGUGUGUAGUAAAUGUGUGAAAUUUUUGGUUAUGGUAGCUCUGUUUCGCACACUUCUCUGCUGCUGCUGAUGUUGAUUCUCUGUAUAUUGCCGGGUUUGAGGAGCGAGGGCCGGGUACUAAUGUGGUACCCGGUCUGUGUAUGACGGGUGCAUUGAAUUAAUGACUUUUCUGCUAUUUUGGGGAAAAAGUGUAGUGUUCUUUUUUCAUUUGAAAGCAAUGCAGGGUGGAACUGUAUGCGAAUAUAGAGAUUGGAUAAGGGUUUGAGGGUUAAACCUCUGUAAAUAUAUAUAUUUAUUGUACUUGUACACGCUUAUAAAAAAAAACACACACACACACAUAUACAGCCAUGUAUGUGUACUAUGUGCGUGCAUUUAUUUGUGUCUGCAUGUGGGGGUGAAGGAUAAGAUCUGGAGGCUGGAUUGGGUUGGCUUCUUCUGGGUUUCCAAUGUCAACUGGAGGUGUGGGUGGGGGGUUUUCAAAAUUUCUGGAUGUGAGUGCUAUGAAUGGUGUUUGAUGAGUUUGCAACUGAGCACUGAUGCACAAAUUUCCAAUUGACCUGUAUUGAGGGGUCAGUGGAGAAUUUGGGUGUAUUUGAUGAAUAGAUUGAGGGGUUUAGUGCAUUAGAUACAAUGUCGAAGAUAUUAGCAUUGGGGGUGUUGGUUUGGGUUUCCCUUGUUGCAUUCACAGUUGCUGAUAAUGGGUUCUUCAGAUGCAACUGUGAUUAUGAUGGAUUUUGGAGUAUCGAGACGAUUAUGGAGUGGCAAAAAGUUGGCGACUUCUUGAUUGCAGUGGCCUAUUUUUCCAUCCCGAUUGAGCUUCUUUAUUUCGUUAGCUGCUCCAAUGCGCCGUUCAAAUUGAUACUUGUUGAGUUUAUUGCCUUCAUUGUUCUGUGUGGAAUGACCCAUCUGCUCAUGGGGUGGACUUAUUAUGGUCAACACUCGUUUCAUUUGAUGCUUGCCCUUACCAUUUUCAAAGUUCUCACGGCUUUGGUGUCUUUUGCUACUGCUAUUACCCUUGUUACCCUUAUUCCCUUGCUGCUCAAGGUGAAGGUACGAGAGUUUAUGCUGAAAAAGAAGACUUGGGAUCUUGGUCGAGAAGUUGGAAUGAUAAAGAAACAGAAAGAAGCGGGAUGGCAUGUCCGGAUGCUCACCCGAGAGAUACGCAAGUCACUUGAUCGACACACAAUUUUGUAUACGACUCUUAUAGAGCUAUCGAAGACGCUGGAUUUACAUAAUUGUGCGAUUUGGAUGCCAAAUGAGGAGAAAACGGAAAUGGACCUCACUCAUGAGGUGAGAGGGAGGAGCUUCUUAGAUGGGCAUAACUUCCCUAUUCCAGUCCUCGAUCCAGUCGUACAGGAAAUUAAGCAGAGCGUUGAAGUGAAACUACUCGACCCCGAUACACCACUUGCUGUUGCAAGUAGCGGAGGGGUUUGUGAGCCAGGAAGUGUGGCGGCGAUUCGGAUGCCAAUGCUGAGGGUCGCAAACUUUAAGGGUGGGACCCCUGAGCUUGUCCCGCAAUGCUAUGCUAUCCUCGUUUUGGUGAUUCCUGCUGGACAGGGUAGAUGCUGGGGCAACCAGGAAAUGGGAAUAGUAAAGGUUGUAGCUGAUCAAGUUGCUGUGGCAAUUUCCCAUGCUGCAGUGCUUGAGGAGGUCCAAAAUAUGCGGGAUAAAUUAGAAGAGCAAAACCGAGCUCUGCAUCAAGCACAGCAAGAUGCUUUGAGGGCCAGUCAGGCUAGGAAUUCAUUCCAGAUGGUCAUGAGCAAUGGCAUGAGAAGGCCUAUGCACUCAAUUUUGGGCCUUCUCUCUGUUUUGCAGGACGAGCAAUUAAAUUGUGAGCAGAAACUUCUUAGAGAUACCUUGGCGAAGACCAGCAAUGUCCUCUCGACUUUAAUUAACGAUGCAAUGGAUACAUCAACAAAGCAAAACAGAAGAUUCCAACUUGAGAUGAGAUCCUUUCAAUUACAUUCUAUGAUAAAAGAAGCUAUUUGCCUUGCCAAGUGCCUUUGUACUUUUAAGGGUUACGAAUUUGUGGUUGAAGUGGACAAAUCUCUGCCUAAUCAUGUUAUUGGCAAUGAAAUUAGGGUUUUUCAGGUAAUUCUGCAUAUGGUUGGAAAUCUACUGAAGAGCAGCAGUGGAGGGUGCAUCAAAUUUUCUGUAACCCGUGAAAAGGAUGGUCAGGGAGGAAAUGAUUUAGGAUGGAGAACAAAGUCAUCUAGUGAGCAUGUUCAUGUCAGGUUUGAAAUUGGGAUUGUCGGUAAUUGUUCUAAGCCCGAGGGUGUUUACAAAGCCGCACAUUGUAGUGAGGCAUAUGGCCGGAGGGAGGUUGAAGAAGUUUUAAGCUUCACCGUGUGCAAAAAGCUAGUUCAGUUAAUGCAAGGAAACAUCUCGGUAGUGCCAAACCCUAAGGGCUUUCAUCAAAGCAUGGCAGUUGUUCUCGGCUUUCAACUCGGGCCAUCCACUUCAGGCAUGUCUGGGUGCAGCGAAUCUUCCAGUCUUACACACCCGAGCUCUCUUUUGGCCGGGCUCAAAGUUCUGUUAGCCGACCAUGAUGGUAUCAACAGGGGAGUAACCCGUAGGCUGCUCGAGAAACUAGGGUGCAAUGUUUCUGCAGUUUCAACCGGAUACGAAUGUCUCGGGGCUCUAGGACCCACAGCAUGCCCAUUCCAAGUUGUCCUUUUGGACCUUCACCUGCCUGAACUCGACGGUUUUGAAGUCACCAUGAGAAUUCGCAAGUUCAGAAGCCGAAGCUGGCCACUGAUCAUCGCUCUAACUGCAAAUGACGAUGAAGAUGCGAGCGAAAGAUGCAUUCAGGUUGGGAUGAAUGGUAUUAUUCGUAAACCGGUUAUUUUGCAAGGAAUUGCUGAUGAACUUACCAGAGUCCUGUUGCUAAAAAGCAGAAACAUUGCAUGAUAAAGUGAUAAUUAAAAGUAUUAGAGAAUGAAAGCAAACAUAGAAUAUAUGUUCUUCUAGUCAUAAUAUUUGAUAUAUAUUAUUCUUUUAAUUAGCAUCAUUGCCUUCUAAUUUUUUAUACCAUUAGUUAGUAUAGUUGAUGGAGUAGUGAACUGAUGGCAAAAUUGAUAUGAAUUAACUUAAGUGUACAGUAUUCAAAGCAGUGAUGAGAAACUCAACAUUUCAUUUGAAUGUGGUCUGAUAAUAAGAUCACUGUUCAAAUGUCUUAUGCCACUUUGCAGUGGCUAAGAUCAAUUAUUCA